AUGGAGAUCAACCCCGCGGACGAGAUCGACAAGUGCGAGGCCGGCGGCGGCGCGGAGCCGCAGCCUGCAGAUCCGGAGCCCGAGGCUGCGUCGUCCGCCGCCGCGGCGCUGGAGCAGCAGCAGCAGCCGCCGUGGCGCGAGCAGCUGACGGCGCGGGGCUUGGUGGCCGCGGCGCUCAUCGGGUUCAUGUACACCGUCGUCGUGAUGAAGCUGAACCUCACGACGGGGUUCGUGCCCACGAUGAACGUGUCCGCCGCGCUGCUCGCGUUCCUGGCGCUCCGCGGCUGGACGGGCGCGCUGGCCCGCCUCGGCGUCGCCGGCGCCAGGCCCUUCACGCGCCAGGAGAACACCGUCGUCCAGACCUGCGCCGUCGCGUGCUACUCGCUGGCGCUCUGCGGGUUCGGGUCGUUCAUGCUGGGCCUGAACAAGAGGACGUACGAGGCGGCCGGGGUGGACACGCCGGGAAAUGUGCCGGGGAGCGUCAAGGAGCCAGGAUUCGGGUGGAUAACCGGCUUCCUCGUCGCCAGUAGCUUUGGCGGCCUCCUCACCUUGAUUCCCCUCAGAAAGGCUUUGGUCAUCGACUACAAGCUGACAUACCCAAGCGGGACGGCAACAGCUGUUCUUAUAAACGGGUUCCACACCCCUCAAGGAGACAAGAAUGCAGAGUGCCAUAACCGAUCCGAGAUUCUGAAUGAUUUUGCUCAUACUCAACUGCAAGAAGCAAGUACGUGCAUUUCUGAAAUACUUCGGGAUCAGCUUCUUCUGGAGCUUCUUCCAGUGGUUCUACACCGGUGGCAACGCCUGCGGAUUCGCUCAGUUCCCUACGUUUGGCCUCAAGGCCUGGAAACAAACUCCUUCGUGUGCAUAGCUCUGAUCAUGGGUGAUGGCAUCUACCACUUCGUCAAGGUCCUCGGCGUCACCGCCAAGAGCUUGCAUGAGCGAUCAAAACUCAGACGUGGCAACAACCGAGUGGCCGACGAGGGCAACACGGCAGCGAUCGACGACCUGCGGCGCGACGAGGUCUUCAACCGAGACUCCAUCCCGGCGUGGCUCGCGUACGCCGGGUGCGGUGGUACUACGUGGUGGCCGCGUACGCGCUGCCUGGCGCCCGUGCUGGGCUUCUCCAACUCCUACGGCGCCGGGCUCACGGACAUCAACAUGGGCUACAGCUACGGCCAGCUCGCGCUCUUCGUCCUCGCGGCGUGGGCCGGGCGCGACGACCGCAUCGUGGCCGGCCUCGUCGGCUGCGGGCUGGUCAAGCAGCUGGUGCUCAUCUCCGCCGACCUCAUGCACGACUUCAAGACGGCGCACCUGACCCUCACGUCGCCGCGGUCCAUGCUCGCCACGCAGGCCGUCGGCGCCGCCAUCGGCUGCGUCGUCACGCCGCUCACGUUCCUCCUCUUCUACAGGGCGUUCGACGUCGGCAACCCCAAUGGGUACUGGAAGGCGCCGUUCGCGCUCAUCUACCGCAACAUGGCGCUCCUGGGAGCGCAGGGCUUCUCGGCGCUGCCCACGAACUGCCUGCCGCUGUCCGCGGGGUUCUUCGCGUUCGCCGUGCUCGCCAACGUCAUCAAGGACGUCCUGCCGCCGCGGUACGCGAGGUACGUGCCCCUGCCGACGGCGAUGGCAGUGCCGUUCCUCGUCGGCGCCAGCUUCGCCAUCGACAUGGUUGUGGGGACCUUGGUGGUCUUUGCCUGGCAACGGAUUGACGGCAACGAGACCACGUUGCUGGUGCCGGCGGUGGCGUCAGGCCUAAUCUGCGGUGAUGGCAUAUGGACUUUCCCGUCGUCGUUGCUUUCUCUGGCCAAGAUCAAGCCACCCAUGUGCCUCAAAUUCACACCUGGAAGCUAG
Molecule: messenger RNA, 1851 nt
Organism: Miscanthus lutarioriparius
Lineage: Eukaryota; Viridiplantae; Streptophyta; Magnoliopsida; Poales; Poaceae
Source: the annotation of a GenBank genome assembly